Messenger RNA from Ricinus communis (castor bean), 811 nucleotides. RefSeq lists its product as uncharacterized. NCBI's taxonomy places the organism in Eukaryota, Viridiplantae, Streptophyta, Magnoliopsida, Malpighiales, Euphorbiaceae. Bases 67 to 546 code for a protein of 159 amino acids. The transcript is spliced from 2 exons. The record is from RefSeq and is a predicted model, not a curated record.
AUUCACCAUCCCUGCAAAUCAUUCUCUCCUUAGUUUUCUUCCUACUUCAUUUGGGUUAUUACCAGAAUGGCUGCACCUGUUACUAUCACUACUUUUGCUCUUGUAGAAGUUGAAGUUCCCCUCAAGUCGAACAUAAAUACGCUAAUGACAGCAUUCCUAAGCUCCCCGGAGAAACUUCCCAAGUUACUGCCUAAGGUUUACAAGAGUAUUCAGCUAAAGAACCCUGGAAGCCUACGUGAGAUUGACAUUGAAAUUGAAUAUGCUCCAGGAUGUCCACUCACGUCAGAGACAGACAGGGUGAAUGACCUAAAUCUACAGGAAGUGAAAGCUUCUUACAACGUAGUUUGUGGAACUUACGCCGAAGAGUAUAAGAGUUACGAUGCCACCGUGCAACUGGUUGAGCUUGAAAAAGGAGGGACCAAAGCAAUUCGGACAUACAAAGUUGAGUGCAAAACUGGAAGCCCAGAUAUCAGAAAAUUCAUUGAUUUCGACAUUGAUGUCCUUAAGAAAAUUGAUGAUGCUCUUCAGAACGAAAUUCCCAUGUAAAAGGAAAACAUUACCUCAUUUGAGCCAUGCAGGGAUAUAAUAAAUAAAAAAUCAAAAUCCUACUCGUUCUACUAUUGUCUUGUAGGAAGGCCUGCAGGUCCAUAUCAUAUAGUCUGAUACAUAUUCAUCUACUACUACUCACUCUGUGCUUGUAUAAUAAAAGUGCAUCUAAUUAAUAAAAAAUGUUGCUACUCUAUGUUCGCCCGUAUGAACGGUCUGUUGUAUGUUAUCAAUGUAAUAAAUAAAUUUCAGUUCUAUUCUUAUA